CAUAUUAUUCAUACAAGAUUUUUUACUUCAAAAAUGUCAGGCACCAAUAUUAUGACAAUUAGAGAGAUGAUAGACUCUGCCUUUGGAGACCCUGAUGAGAAUAUUGUUAAUCUUAAACUUAUCCAAACAAUAUUAUAUGUACUUGCCAGACAAUUACGGGUUUUAGAACGUAGAGUUGGUGUGGCAAUUGGUCCUAGUUUUAUUCGUUCUGCUUCAAGUAUUUCUAUAACUGAAGUCAAAUUGCUGACCAGUGUUAAAAAGAAAAAAAGAAAUAUUAGAAAUGCGAGUAGUGAAAAGAAAAAAACCGAUUCUUCUUCGAAAUCUACAACAGAUAGAUCUUCGGAGAAAAGUGUUUCUAAGUCAACAACUGAAAGAACAACGUCAUCGGGGCCAUCUUCAUCCUUGAAAACAUCAACUACACUGUCAUCUUCUGAUAAAACUAAGUCGUCUACGGAUAAGUCGCCUUCAAGCAAAGUCGAUAGUGAUAUUUAUAAAAAAAAGUUUCCCUCGCAGGAAUAUCAUCAUCUUUUGGAGACUAUUGAACAGCAAAGAGAACGUGAACUACGAAUUGUUGAUCAGAGAGCUGACUCCCGAGAGGAAGCAGAGAAAGUACCUACUCCUAUGGUGUCGUUAGAUUCGAUGGAAAUGCAAUUCGAGAAACUACUUAUUGUUGAACGAGUAUCCUCUGAAGACGGUGAAACAAAAUCUGGAGCUUUUCAUGACAGCAAAGGACUCAAUUUAUCUAUUGUAACAAAAGACCAAUUUGAUAACCUAGCAGAAACAGUUAAAGAAUUACAAGAAAAAUUUAGUUCAGUUGGGAAAGCACUUUUUCCGGAGAAUACGAAAUUAAUGCAAGACCUUCGUAGAGGAGCAUCUCUUACUGACGCAAUGGCUGCCUUACAAUUAUCUGCUAGACUUGAUGCUGCAGAAAUGACAUUACAACAAAUGUUGUCACUAAUCACAGAUCUUGCCAUUAGAAAAGGUAUAGAAAUAGCAGACAUCCGCGAGAAUGAAACAGAAAUGAAAGAUAUUCUUGAUGCACCUAGUCAUGUAUCAGGUAUUCCUUCGCAUGUAUCACGGAAAUCUACAGCUCGUAAACAAUCGUUGAAAGUUGAGAAAAAAAUACAAGCCUUACCUACACAGUCUGCAGAAACAUCACACACUGAAAUUGUUGAACAUUUUAUUGAAGAACCAAUGUCAGAGCCAGCAGACGAACCUAAUGUGAAAAAAGAUACAAUCAAUGUUUACGAAAUGGAUAAUGCUAUGCAGGAAGUGUAUGAAAGUCUUUUAAAGACUGUAAAAAAUAUGACCAGCAAAGUAGGGUCUACUGCAGAAAAUGCCUUAAAGAUAGCUCAUAAAUUAGAAGAAAAAGUUAAUAAUGCAACAACUCUAGACGUUCGUAUGGAUGAUAUAGAAACUUUAGUAUCUGAUUAUGCAGAGAAAAUCAAUACGUUAGAUACAGGUCUAUCCUCGCAGAUGACGAACUAUCAAGAGCAAUUGACCCAAAUGCAACAUGAUUUAGAAGCAGGCUUAGAAUCCAUGACUGAAGCCAUAGCAAAUACGGGUGGAGAUACUACUGCUAUAGCCGAAUUAAACUUCAGUUUUAAUAAUCUACAAAUAGAUUUUGAUGCUACAAACCUAAAACAAAAAGAAUUGAGGGAGAAUCAAGAUAUGUUUUCUUCUGAUCUUACCUCUUUAUGGAAGCAAAUUGAGAUAUUACGUGGAACUAAAUCUGAUCGUGAUGAAGUAGCUGACGCUUUACGCGAUAAGGCUGGAAUAGGUGCUUUAAAUGGUCUUGUAACGCAACAACAGUUUGACGCAGUUAGAGGUGAUUUCGAGAAACGUAUUGCAGCUUCUUAUGACAAGUUUAAUAAUCAGGAAAUUAUUUGGCAAAAAGCUAUAGAUGAUCUACUUAGAGAACUUAACGAAAAGGCUGGUUUAGAGCAAAUAGCAUCUCUGCGUGAUGAUAUAAAUACCAAUCUCGAAAAAUUGAGAAGUAAAGUAAAUGCGAUGAUGGAAAUUGUUGGUGAACCACGUUUAGCUGCCACUACGAAAAAACUAUUUCGUGACACAGCCUGCCUCUCAUGUUCAUCUCCAGCUCAUAUGGAUAUAGAUGAACCGAAUGUUAUACCACCUCUGCCGGCGUUACCAAAUCCAUCGAGACGUCCUCCUAUUAUAGAAGCUGAAAAUAUUACGAAGCCCAAAGAAGACGGUGAUCACGGCUUAUGUUAUCCUGGUAGACCAAUUCAACAUCCAAAAGAUCCGAGAUCACACUAUUGUCAAAGAUAUUGUGGUGGAUCGCAUACAGUGGUAACUAACACAUCAAAAAGAGCUCCAGCUGGAAUGAUUAUAAGUUCGUUUCGUCAAACAAAUUCAGGAAUUGGUGUGGAUGGAAAAACUUAUAAAAUUGAUGAGCCAGAGCCUAAACUGACACCAUGCGUACCUUGUAAUUUACCAAACGUAACUCCAGCUCCGUCAGAAAAGGAACAAGGUUUUAAUAAUGAUACAGUUGAAUCACUUGACCUCUUUGCAAGAGCAUCUAUUAUGAAGACUGAUGGCAACAGCGUGUCAGUAACUCCACCUGCAGCUUUUGACGAUGACUAAGUAACAUUAUUAUUUAAUUAAUUACUUACUUUGCG
This is a messenger RNA of Vanessa atalanta (red admiral), 2639 nucleotides long. Its product is annotated as serine-rich adhesin for platelets-like. The transcript has 17 exons. The record is from RefSeq and is a predicted model, not a curated record. Lineage: Eukaryota; Metazoa; Arthropoda; Insecta; Lepidoptera; Nymphalidae. Bases 34 to 2604 code for a protein of 856 amino acids.